GACUGCCGCGGACAGAACACGUGCGACGCGCUGUGCACGGGAGACCAGUCGCAGGUUCAGCGGUGCCCGGAGCUGCCGGAGUGCCCCACGGUCCUGGACCAGUGCAACGGCAAGGGCGGCAGCGGCCCGGUGAACUGCUCCUUCGGCGACUGGUCCGAGUGGUCCCCGCCCAGCGACUGCAGCGGCCUCUGCGCCCGGACGCGGGCCAUCCAGACGCCGAACCGGUGCGGCGGCUUCCCGUGCGAGGGGGCCCUGGAGGAGAGAGCCAGCGCUGCCAGAACCCGUGCGUGCCCGACGCCCCGCAGGACUGACUGCGUGGUGGGCGACUGGGGUUCCUGGGGCGAGUGCGGGGAGACGAAGGAGUUCCAGCGGGAGCGCCACAGGGAGAUCGUGGAGCCUGCGGCCCGCGGUGGCGCGGACUGCUCGGGCCAGAUCUUGGAGACCGAGGUGUGCGGCAACGGGACCAAGGAGUCCCUCGACUGCCUCGUCUCCUCCUGGAUGGCCUGGACCCCCUGCACGCGCAAGUGCGGCGGCGGCGAGCGCCAGCGGCAGCGCACGAUCCUGAGGCACUCGGAGAACGGCGGCCGGCCGUGCUCUGCCUCGCUGUCGGAGAUGGAGCCGUGCAGCACCCAGGCCUGCAGCGGGGUCAAGGAGGCCGCGAACUGCACCCUCGCCGAGUGGUCCGAGUGGGGCCGCUGCAGCGCGGAGUUCCGGCAGCGCACCCGGAGUCGGCGCGUGGCUACCCCCGCGGUGGGCGACGGCCUGCCCUGCGAGGGGCACCUGUCGCAGACGGAGGGCUGCGAGCCCGAGGUGGACACGUCCUCGGACGACUGCCGGCUGCCACGAGCGGCGAACAUACCUCGGAGGACCUGCGGGGGCGGCCAGACGAUCCGGCAGCGGCUCGUGGAGAAGCCCGCGGCGGAGAGGGGGAAGCCCUGCGUGGGCGGGCUCCUGGAGAUCCCCCCCGACGGGAACAGAGAGACGACGUCCUGCAACCAGCAGCCCUGCGAGCUGGGCUCCGUCCCGUGCCGCGUCUCGCAGUGGUCGGAGUGGAGCACGUGCUCGGCCACCUGUGGCACUGGCGGGCGCCAGGAGCCCCGGAGCCUCUCCCCCGACCCCCUCGGCCGGCCGCCCGUCGGGCGGGGCGGCCUGGGGUGCAACCUGUCGCUGGCCGAGGACCGCGGCUGCGGCGACGCGCUGCCGCCCUGCCCCGCCGCCGACUGCGCCUGGGGCGGCUGGUCGCCCUGGAGCCUGUGCACGGCCACCUGCGGCGGGGGGCAGCGGAGCCGGGCCCGCGAGGAGGCCACCGUCGGGGGGAAGCCGUGCGCGAAGCCGCACCACUCGGCCGUGAUCGAGGCGUGCGGCACGGGCCCCUGCGAGGCCGCGGGGCGCUCCAGAACGGGCCCGUGCCUCCGGCGCGCCUCUCGCCCGCACUGCGGCAGCCGGCGGGAGCUUUUCACAGAGGGCCGCGGCGCGGCCGGCGGAAGGCGGCAGAAGUACAGUCGAGCAGUGGUGACGAAUUGCACCGACGGCGAGUGGGCGGACUGGGGCCCCUGGUCGAAGUGCGCGAAGAGCUGCCGCGGAGGCUACCGCUCCCGGGCGCGCGAGGUCGCCACGGAGGCCUCGGAGUGCGGCGAGCCCGCCACGGGCCCCGCCUCGGAGUUCGAGAGCUGCAACGGCGACGUCCGCUGCGUCGGCGACGUGGACUGCGAGCUCAGCGACUGGGGCGCCUGGGGCGAGUGCGUCGGCGACGCCUCGUGCCACGGCACCCGCAAGCGGUCGCGCGAGAUCAAAGUGCACCGCGAGGGCGACGGGGCCUUCUGCGGCCGCGGCGCCUCGGAGCCUUCCGAGGCGCUGGAGCAGGUGGCGCCCUGCGUCCCGGACGGGCUGAGCUACUGCGAGGACCUGGUCGAGGCCGACUGCGAGUUCGACGACUGGUCCGAGUGGUACCAGUGCCCCGUCAGCUGCGGCGGCGGGCAAACGGUCCGUACCCGCCAGAUUGUCAGGCCUCUGUCGCCGCCCGCGCCCGACGCGCGCCGCCUGGGCCAGGGGCGCGGCGGGCAGGGCGGCGACUGGACGGCGUUGCCUGGCGGGCGGGGCUGCAACGGCACGACCCGCACGACGAAGGCCUGCAACGAGCAGCCCUGCGGCGAGAGGGUGGACUGCAAGUAUGGGGACUGGUCGGACUGGGGCAACUGCUCGCAGUGCGGCGGGCAGCGCUUCAGGCACCGCACGAUCGCCCAGGCCCCCGCGAACGGUGGCGCCGAGUGCCAGCUCGAGCACACCUACGAGACGGGGAAAUGCCCGCGCUCCUGCGAGGACGACGCCGGCAAGCAGUAUUUCUGCGUGUGGAGCGACUGGGAGGAGUGGGGCUCCUGCACGAAGACCUGUGGGGCGGGUUUCCGGCCGCGUCGUAAGUGGCUGAAUCUGACUGACGUCAAGCCCAAGGAUCCCCUGGCCGUGGCCUCUUUCAAGAAGGAGUGCACGGGCUCGCUCAUCGACCUGGACGAGUGCAAGGGCAACCCAGACUGCGAGUCGACCUGCUCGCCGCAGCACUGCAUCCUUGGAGACUGGUCCGAGUGGAGCGAGCCAGGGUGCGACGGCAUCUGCACGCGCUCUCGCGACAUCGCCACGCAGAACAACCAGUGCGGGAGGCCCUGCGAGGGCACGCUGACCGAGACGAGGCCAUGCGACAGCACCUGCCAGAGCCGGGACUGUGUGCUCUCAGAGUGGUCGGGGUGGGGCGAGUGCCCGUCCGGCGUGGGCCAGAAGUUCAACUACCGCGCCAUCCUCACCGCCCCCACGCUGGAGGGCAAGGGCUGCAAGGGUGCGCUCAAUCUCACCGGCUCGUGCCAGACCGGCCCCCACGCGACGGUCCACUGCGAGUUCUCCACGUGGGAGGACUGGAGCGGCUGCGACCGCGCCUGCGGCGGGGGGCAGAGCGCCCGCAAGCGCCACGUCGCCUCGAAGGCGGAGAACGGCGGCAUGGCCUGCGCGGGCGGCCUCGCGGAGGUGCGGCCCUGCGGGCGGGGCGCGUGCGCGGCCGGCGAGGUGACGCGCGAGGCUGAGGCUGGCGGGCGGCCGUGCAAGGGCAUGCUGCGCGAGACUCGGACGUGCAGCGACACGUCCCGCAACUGCCUGUUCUCAACCUGGAGCACGUGGAGCUUCUGCUCUGCCAGCUGCGGCGGCGGCAUGCACUCGCGCUCGCGCAGCAUCGAGGUGCACGCCCGCGGUGACGGGCUUCAGUGCGACGGGGCUUUGAUGGAGACGGGCCGAUGCGGCAUGGCCUCUUGCAGCAACGACACCUCGAGGGACUGCAAGCUGGGGCACUGGAGCGAGUGGGGUGAGUGCUCGCGGACGUGCGGCGAGGGUUCCAAGGUUCGCGUCCGCAACAUCACGGAGCCCGCGACAGAGGGCACCGCGGGCUGCCGCGGUGACUUGCAGCAGGCGGCGCCUUGCCAAGGACCGCCGUGCGAGAAGGCUGUCGACUGCAAGUGGGGCGUGUGGUCCGAGUGGUCCGAUUGUGCCAGGGUCGCGGGCACCCUGGGGUUCACGCUCGGCGAACGGUCGGCGGCGGCGGCGACAGGCGCAAAGGGCUGCGCCUGUGUCUCGCCGCUGGCGGGCGACGGGCAGAGCGCCUCGUCGUCCUCAUCGUACAGCUCCAGCUCGAUGUAG
This is a messenger RNA of Prorocentrum cordatum, 3675 nucleotides long. Lineage: Eukaryota; Dinophyceae; Prorocentrales; Prorocentraceae. The record is from the annotation of a GenBank genome assembly.